Molecule: messenger RNA, 1353 nt
Organism: Aspergillus versicolor CBS 583.65
Lineage: Eukaryota; Fungi; Ascomycota; Eurotiomycetes; Eurotiales; Aspergillaceae
Exons: 1
Coding region: 446-1351 (301 amino acids)
Source: RefSeq, a predicted model, not a curated record
CUUCCUCCAGAGUAGUAUUCGUAUCUACUGCACAGAGGAUGAAAGUGAAAGGAUCCCAGAGACUCCAGAUCAGCUGCCUUCCCGAUUAGGCAGGAUGUGUUCACGUGCAAUGACAACAAAACAUUAUGCUCAUAUUAUGCUCAUUUUAUACUCAUUAUAUGAUUGCAUUAUGCUCGCAUCUCUGCUCACAAUAUAUACUAUUACCAUGUCCUAUCACCUGUAUCUGGAGAGUUAUCAGGCUUGUACGGAGUAUGGACGGUAAACAGAGCCACCAACUUGAAGGGAGAUCGUCGCUGCAGCGCGAUUGACACGAUCAGCCAACCAACCAACGAGCUAACUAUGGAGCAGCGGGGGCCAUCUAUCAAAGCAACCUUGAAGCUCCCAGCUUGAGAUACAACGCCCACAACAUCAAAAAAACCACCUCAUCAGUCACUACCCCUAUAGAAUGCCUAGCAAGCCAGAAUGGAUCCUCGCCCCAGCCGAUAUACAGCCCAACACAACAAUAACACUCGGAAAACUAAUCGUCAAUCCCCUCACUCCAGAAGGUCCACCAUAUCUCGACCCCGCGCUGCCCAUCCCGCCCGGCGCCACGACCGAAUUCAACUACCCCUGGACGCGUGAGGUCUCGCAUGAGCGCUCGAGCAUGGUCGGGCUGUUUGGAUCAUUCAUGGCAAAUGUCGGUUUCGGCGGGGAUGUAAGCGCGCAGUUUGACCGGCAGAGCAAGUCGCGGGUUGAAGUCGCGAGACUCCAGACUGUGAAGUUUGAGCCUGGCGAUGAGUAUCUGGAGAAGACGCUGAAUGGGAAGCUGAAUUUGAGGUUUUUGAAAGAGACGGGGUAUAGGAAGCCGAUCUAUGUUGUUACUGGGCUGAAGGUUGCGUAUGGGGGGAAGACGACCAUGUCAAAGGGGAAGGGAACCGGAGGUGAAGGUAAUUUUGGGAUCAGUCCUGGUGUUCCAGGGCUCGAGCUGGGCCCAAAAGCUGGGUUGAUCUGGAAGAAUGAAGAGAGCGAGGAAAUCGGGGAGCCAAUUGACUUUGUGUAUGCCUUUCGGGUGAACAAGGUCCAUUAUUCGCGACGGAGGGAGAGAUUUGUUCAGGAGAAUUAUACCAAGAGAAUUGUGUUCUCGCAACCGAUGUCGUUCGAGCAGGGCAACACUGCCGAGCCUGAGAUUCUCGAGCCUGAUGUUGUCCUGAUGUUAUUCCAGUACAAUCGGAGUAUGAGAUUGAGGGCGAAGGGGUGGAACUACUACGGCUGGAAGAAGGGACCUCCAGCCAGGAUGAGUUUGGUAUUAAAGGCCAAAGCGUCUUGGAUGAAAGUGGUGAGGCUUGUACAUUACUCACGCCGUAGACAAUAAAC